This is a messenger RNA of Labrus bergylta (ballan wrasse), 1011 nucleotides long. The record is from RefSeq and is a predicted model, not a curated record. Lineage: Eukaryota; Metazoa; Chordata; Actinopteri; Labriformes; Labridae.
AUUGUAAACUAUCUCUGUUCGCAUAUAGCAAGUGUCUGCUCCGAACGAAGGACGUUUUACUUGUUAAACUUUAACUCAAGAUACCAGAUACUCAAUUUAAUAAUCUCCUCACAGGCAGCAGCAUCCUCACAGGAGCUGGAGGCAGAAAGAGGAAGCACAGACAAAAGGAAUGGGGAGUUACCAGCCAGGACAAUGACAGAGAAGAAGGAACAGGAGACUUAAACAGCACAGAGGGACUAACUCGCUGACUCAUUACCAUGAGCUCUCCUGCCUCUGUCAUGGAGCCAGAAGACGCUGCAGCUGGGAAGGAUGCAGAAUCCCAGCUGAUGUACAGGAUAGAGCGUCCGGUGUACGAUGAAGGUUUCAUCAGGACGAAGCUUCUCCAUCGCAAAGAAAACUCCACAACCCUCCGACAGAGGCUCGCACAACACUGCAGGUGUUCAAAUGAAAAGGCCAAGGCAGCACUGGUGAGUUUCCUGCCCAUUUUAACAUGGCUGCCAUCCUACCCGGUGAAGCAGUACCUGUUUUCAGACGUGGUCUCGGGUCUCAGCACAGGAGUCGUGCAGCUCCCACAAGGUCUGGCCUACGCCAUGCUGGCUGCUGUACCUCCGGUUUAUGGUCUGUACUCCUCGUUCUACCCCGUCCUGCUCUACACCUUUUUUGGCACAUCCAGGCACAUAUCAGUGGGCACCUUUGCAGUCAUAAGUCUGAUGAUCGGAGGGGUUGCGGUGAGGGAGGCGCCUGACUCCAUGUUUCUCAUACCUGUAAACGGCUCCAACACGUCCGUCGUGCUCAACGUGGAGGCUCGUGAUGCGAGGAGGGUUCAAGUGGCUGUCGUGCUCACAACGCUGGUGGGAAUCAUACAGGUGGGUCUCAAAACAACCAACACAUAGCAGUGAAGGGAAGCAGGCAGCUGAAAUCUUCUCACGCUCUCAAACACCGUUUAUCCAAAGCAGCAGGAUCACUGUUGUUAAACCCACACUUUGAUUUCAUUUGAAACAACUGUUCUUG